CUGAAAUCUUUUUCAGAAUAUUUUUGCACCAAUACCUCCAAGAUGGCUGCAUCACCGCUAGCAGCGCAAGACACCAAUGACAAAUGGGGCUUCGGUGAAGACCCAGAUAACAUGGGACCUAUGUCCAGUGCUGACCCCCUCGUCGACGACGCGCCUCUGGCAGCAGACGAAACGACUUCCGGGCAAAUGGCCAGCGGCUCUGGUCAUAAACGUACUUCCAGCGGUGACAACGGCGUUUCUGGCAGCAAAACCGACUCCGGUCGCGAAAAGUUAUCCAAGCCGAAUAAAGUAUACAUUGGCGGUUUACCAGACCACACACGCCAAGAGGACCUCCAAAGUUGUUUUGGAAAGAUUGGCAGGAUCACACAUAUUGAAUUGAAAAUUGGCUAUGGUUUUGUCGAAUUUGAUACCCGAGAGGCUGCCGAAGAAAGUGUUGCCAAGUACAACGAAGGGUACUUUAUGGGCAACAAAAUACGAGUGGAACUUUCCCACGGUCGCGGGCGCGCUACCAGGCGCUCUGAUGAUCCCGGCGCUUGCUUCAGAUGCGGUGAAACUGGCCAUUGGGCCAGGGAAUGCCCUCGUUUACAAUCGCGUCCUCCUAGGGGUUCUUCUCACGAAGUGGGGUUGAUUGAACGAUUACCACCUAGGGAUUACUUGCCUCCUAGAGACCUUGGUCCCCCGGCGCGAUACCCUCCUCCACAGGAUGCGAGGUAUUAUGAUUAUCCGCCGCCGCCGCCGCCUCCUGCCAGAGAUUUUCGGCGUCCCCUCUCGCCUAUAAGGGAUCAGAGAGAUUAUUUUACAGGGCCGCCUCCACGCCCGCGCGAUUACGAUGAUUAUAGAAUGAGGGGACCUGCGCCGCCACCUCCUUCUCGGUAUGAUCGCCCAUAUGACAGGGAUUUACCACCGAGAGGCUAUCCUCCACCAAGGGACUUUGAUCGGUAUGAAAGGCGUCCUCCACCAGAUGAUAGGUACCCUCCCACGAACUCCAGGCCUAGGACACCUCCUGGUCCCCCUCCUCGCCGCGAUGAUUACGAUAGAUCACUCCGGGAUUACAUUCCUAGGCCACUAACACCACCACUACGCCAAUCGGACUACCCUCGUUCUCCCGAGCAGUCUCGCUAUCGGUCAGUUCUUUAUUGUAUCAUGUUUUUAUAAUUCCUCAUGUAGCCAGAAGUCGCCGCUCAAUGAGUCCUCCACCACGCUCUGCACAUUAUGAUACCUACCCUAGCGCCAAUGGAUAUUCUGGCGACAGAUCUGGUCCUCCGAGGGACGACAAGCGUGUCAGAGACUAUCCCCCUCGCCGUGACCCGGAAAUUGGCUAUAGGAGGGCCUAACCAUGUGUUUUUUUUUUGCUCGGCGACUUU
Suillus bovinus is the source of this 1364-nucleotide messenger RNA. RefSeq lists its product as uncharacterized. The transcript is spliced from 7 exons. Bases 43 to 1155 code for a protein of 370 amino acids. The record is from RefSeq and is a predicted model, not a curated record. Gene Ontology annotation, molecular function: zinc ion binding; RNA binding. NCBI's taxonomy places the organism in Eukaryota, Fungi, Basidiomycota, Agaricomycetes, Boletales, Suillaceae.